Messenger RNA from Nelumbo nucifera (sacred lotus), 1259 nucleotides. The record is from RefSeq and is a predicted model, not a curated record. Lineage: Eukaryota; Viridiplantae; Streptophyta; Magnoliopsida; Proteales; Nelumbonaceae.
CAAAGAGAGAGAGGGAGAGAAACUAGAGAUAGAAAUUGUGUGAGAGAGUGAGAGAGGAGAGAUGAGCGAGAAUCCACAAACGUUAAACUCUCUGGUGCUUCCAUGGAAGUUGAGGCUCCUCCUUCGUAUGAUUUCGGCUAUUACAAAUCUCGCUUGUCGAUCUGACGGCACCGUCAACCGCCGUCUCCUCAGCUUCUUAGAUUCCAAGGUUCCGCCCAGCGAAAUACCUGUCAGAGGCGUUAAAACCGCCGAUAUAACCGUCGACCCUACCCGAAACCUCUGGUUUCGCGUCUUCACCCCCACUGAGCCUGCCGAUGACGUCAGCCUUCCGGUGAUCGUCUUCUUCCACGGCGGUGGAUUCGCCCUACAAAGCGUCGACAACAAGGGAUACGAUUUCAUCGGCCGCCGGAUGGCGCUUAAGGCCUCCGCCGUCGUCGUCUCCGUCAACUACCGCUUCUCGCCGGAACACCGGUUCCCGGCACAGUACGACGACGGGUUCGACACUCUCUUGUUCCUCGACGGAAGAAGUUGCAAGGGGUUUCCGGCGAAUGCCGAUCUCUCGCGGUGCUUCAUCGCCGGCGACAGCGCCGGAGCCAACUUAGCUCACCAAACUGUGUGCAGGGCGGCGAAAGCGGAGUUUCGGAAUCUGAGGGUGAUCGGGUUGAUCUCAAUCCAGCCGUUCUUCGGCGGAGAAGAGCGGACCGAAUCGGAGAUCCGGCUCAGGGGAGCGCCGCUAGUGCCGGUGGAGGUCACGGACUGGAUGUGGAAGGCGUUCUUGCCGGAGGGUUCGAACCGGGACCACGAGGUGGUGAACGUAUCGGGGCCAAAUGCGGCCGAUAUAUCGGGUCUGAAAUAUCCCACGACGUUGUUGUUGAUCGGAGGUUUCGAUCCCUUACAAGACUGGCAGAGGAGAUACUACGAGUGGUUGAAGAGGUCGGGCAAAGAAGUUGAGUUGAUCGAGUACCCCAACGCGAUCCAUGCGGCCUAUGCAUUUCCCGAAUUGCCCGAAUCUUCUCUCAUAUUUACGGAGAUCAAGAAUUUCGUUGCCAAUCAAUCUAGAAAAAUGCCAAAUUGAGAUAUAAAUAAAACGAAUAAUAUUAAUUGUUAAUUUUAUCUUUAACAAUCUUGUAGCCGAUUAUUAAUGGGGACUAUGCCCAAUUUAUUAACUGGUACAAGAGAUAGGCGGUGUAUAUGUGUGUGUGGUAGUCUCCUUUCAAUUAUAUUUUAAUAAAUUUGACUAUUUGUAUGUUGAUAGAAUA